Molecule: messenger RNA, 1866 nt
Organism: Cajanus cajan (pigeon pea)
Lineage: Eukaryota; Viridiplantae; Streptophyta; Magnoliopsida; Fabales; Fabaceae
Gene: FLA16
Product: FASCICLIN-like arabinogalactan protein 16 precursor
Source: RefSeq, a predicted model, not a curated record
CAGGCAGAGGGAGGCUCAACGAUUAAGCAAAGGCAAUAGACAGGGACUCACCAACCAUUAACCACUUCCACGCUUCCUUCAACUCUUGAGUCUUGCCUUCUCUUCUUCUCACUCCACUUUUACCUUCAUCACUAAUCAUUACCAGCGCGCUCUUUCUCCUCACAACUCACGAGCGCCAUGGAUUCCUCUUCCAUCUAUGCUGUCUCGCUCUUCCUCCUGCUCCUUCUCCCGCUCCACUCCGCAUUCCCCCACAACUCCUCCGCCUCUGCCCAGAUCAACUCCAACUCCAUCCUCGUCGCGCUCCUCGAUUCGCGCUACACCGAGCUCGCCGAACUCGUCGAGAAAGCGCUCCUCCUCCAGACUCUCGAACAAGCCGUCGGCCACCACAACAUCACCAUCUUCGCGCCUAGAAACCAAGCCCUCGAGCGCCACCUCGACCCCGAAUUCAAACGCUUCCUCCUCGAGCCUCGCAACCUCAAGUCCCUCCAGACGCUCUUAAUGUCACACAUUCUGCCCACGCGAAUCGCCUCGCACCACUGGCCCGCCGCCGACCUCCACCACCAGACGCUCUCCGACCACCGCCUGCAUUUGACCACCAAACCCUCCGGCCAUAAAACCGUCGACUCCGCCGAGAUCCUCCGCGCCGACGACGUCCUCCGCCCCGACGGCGUCAUCCACGGCAUCGAGCGCCUCAUCGUCCCCCGAUCCGUGCAGGAGGAUUUCAACCGCCGCAGAAACCUCGCCGCCAUCUCCGCGGUGCUUCCGGAGGGAGCACCGGAGGUCGAUCCCCGCACUCACCGCUUGAAAAAACCCGCGCCGGUACCUGCUGGAGCGCCGCCGGUUCUCCCGAUCUACGACGCCCUAGCUCCGGGACCGUCGAUCGCACCGGCGCCGGCGCCGGGACCGGGAGGAGCGCGGCACCACUUCAACGGCGAGCGGCAGGUGAAGGACUUCAUACACACGCUCCUGCAUUACGGAGGAUACAAUGAAAUGGCGGAUAUUCUGGUGAACCUGACCUCGCUGGCCACCGAAAUGGGAAGAUUGGUUUCGGAGGGUUACGUUCUAACCGUUUUGGCUCCAAACGACGAAGCGAUGGCGAAGUUAACGACGGAUCAGUUGAGCGAACCGGGCGCACCGGAGCAGAUUAUGUACUUUCACAUUAUUCCCGAGUACCAGACGGAAGAGAGUAUGUACAAUGCGGUUAGGAGGUUCGGUAAGGUUCGCUACGAUACGCUGCGGUUACCGCACAAGGUUCUGGCGCAGGAGUCUGACGGCUCCGUUAAAUUCGGUCACGGCGAUUCCUCCGCCUACCUCUUUGAUCCUGAUAUUUACACCGAUGGGAGAAUCUCCGUCCAGGGGAUUGACGGCGUUCUUUUCCCUCCUGAGGAGGAGGAAGAACGCACCCGCCGCACCACUCCACUUGUUAAGGUCGCCGCCAAACCAAGGAGAGGGAAGUUGCUGGAAGCCGCCUGUAGCAUGUUUGGAGCUUUUGGACAAGUCUGCCAAUGAAAUCGCUUUCCCAACUAAUCACAAAAAUAAUAAAGAGUGAAUGUAUGUAAACUCGAUCCAUGUUGUAGAGUAAUCAUUUGAAUACAAAAGAUGCAUCGUGAAUCUAUAAUCGGAGAGCGAUUACACAGAACACAACAAAUUUUCUGUCAUUUUGCUUCAUACUGUAAUUACAUACUACCAUUUUUUUAUUAAAUUUUAUUUUAUGUUGAUUCUCCGUCUCUAUGCGUAAAUAACCACCGACGCCCCUUCUUGGUUGCCCCUUUUUUUUUGUUUUGUUAUAUUUUUUUUAUUACUAUUAUUGCUUGUAUGUAUGUGAAUCAAGUCAUACACAAUCUACUUUAUUAUUAUGCCUUUCAA